AUGGCUGUCGCACGCCCCAUUCGCAUGCUGGGUGCAGUAGGCAUCUUGCUUUGUCUAUUCCUGGUCUUCCACCUGAACCAGACCCCGUCCGCCUUCGGCGGCAAACUCAUCAACGGGAUGAAAAAGGAUCCUUUGCUGGACCCAACCGGAGAACCAGCAGGGAACUUAUGGCGCGCCACGGAGAAAGACUACUCCCCCGACAGCCCCAACUCGGCCCGCACCAACGCCGCGCUCGUCUCGCUCGUCCGCAAUGAGGAACUGGACGAAAUGGUUUCCACGAUGAAGGAUCUUGAGCGUACAUGGAACAGCAAAUUCAACUAUCCCUACAUCUUCAUGAACGACAAGCCCUUCACCGAGGAGUUCAAAAGAAGGACGCAGGCGGAGACCAAGGCGAAAUGCCAAUUUGAGUUGGUUCCGAAAGAACACUGGGAUGUGCCCGACUGGAUCAACAUGGAUAUUUUCACAGAGUCGGCCGAUUUGCUGGAGGAGCAGAAUAUCCAGUACAGCCACAUGAUCUCCUACCACCAGAUGUGUCGCUGGAACAGCGGCUUCUUCUACAAGCACCCGGCUCUCGAGGGGUAUCGCUGGUACUGGCGUAUCGAGCCAAACGUGAAGUUCUUCUGCGACGUUGACUACGACGUGUUCCGAUACAUGGAGGACAACAACAAGACCUACGGCUUCACCAUCAACCUCUACGACGCGCCGGAAAGUAUCCCGACCCUGUGGCCGGAGACCAAGCGAUUCCUUGCCGCGCACCCGGAUUACCUCGUCGAGAACAACAUGUGGUCGUGGCUGACGGAUGAGACUCGCCCCGAUCACAACAAGAAGGCCCAGGGAUACUCGACCUGCCACUUCUGGUCGAAUUUUGAGAUCGGUGACUUGAACUUCUUCCGCGGCGAAAAAUACGAGGCCUACUUUGAUCACCUGGAUCGCGCGGGCGGCUUCUUCUACGAGCGCUGGGGCGAUGCGCCCGUCCACUCACUUGCGUUGGGGCUAUUAGAGGAUGCGUCCAAGGUCCAUUGGUUCCGCGACAUCGGAUACAACCACAUCCCGUACCUCAACUGUCCCAACUCGCCCAAAUGUUCCGGUUGUACCCCAGGCAAAUCGUACGACGGCGCCGACUUCCUCUCCAAGGAGGACUGCCGCCCCAGCUAUUUCAAACAUGUUGGAACGCACUAA
This is a messenger RNA of Penicillium lagena, 1179 nucleotides long. Its product is annotated as glycosyltransferase family 15 protein. The coding region runs from base 1 to 1179 and encodes 392 amino acids. Gene Ontology annotation, molecular function: alpha-1,2-mannosyltransferase activity. Gene Ontology annotation, biological process: protein O-linked glycosylation; protein N-linked glycosylation; cell wall mannoprotein biosynthetic process. Gene Ontology annotation, cellular component: Golgi apparatus; membrane. The transcript has 4 exons. NCBI's taxonomy places the organism in Eukaryota, Fungi, Ascomycota, Eurotiomycetes, Eurotiales, Aspergillaceae. The record is from RefSeq and is a predicted model, not a curated record.